AUGAGAGUGAAUGAUCUGUUUGAGGAAGAUACAACGACAUGGGACGGGAAAAAAGUGUUGGCUAUGGUCGACUCAAGGGAUGGUUGGAAGAUUCUCUCACAACUGCAUGGGAGGAUGGAUGGACCGGACCUUCCCUUUUGGCUCCAUGGUAAGCUGAAUAUGUAUACUGUUAAGUCGGGUUACUGGUUGGCGAGCUUACGAAGGAGAAGGGCCGAUCCUUCUACUUCGGAUCAGUUUAAGGAUCUAUGGAAGUGGAUUUGGAGUUUAGAAGUGAUUCCAAAGGUCAAAAUGUUUAUGUGGAAAUGUCUUGCUGAGGCACUCCCAACAAAUACUGCAUUGCGGAAAAAAUCUAUAGAUCUGGAUCCGAUGUGUCGUCGAUGUGGUAAUGGUAUUGAAACGAUGGAGCACGCCCUUCGUGAUUGUGUGUGGAUGAAGGUUUUGUGGGCUGUUUCCCCUCUUCUUCUCCCUCCGAUUCUAGAAGCUGAAAUCUGCCCGAUCCAGGCAUGGUUUGAACGCAUUAGAUCGGUGCCCCAUAAAGAAAUCCACGCUACUUUUGCUUCUAUUGCUUGGGCCGUUUGGUAUACUCGAAACCUUCUUGUUUUUCAAGGUAAGGAGACGGAUCAUAAGGAGUGUCUGACGAUUGCUCAUCGUGGAACUUGGCCGAAAACUGUUUGUGAGAACCCCAAAUUUUCAAUGCCGACUCGCAUUUUCUGUUCUAGACCUGGACAGCUCAAGGUGGCAUGUGACGCGGCUGUUGCUCCAAAUUUUGGGAUUGGCGUGGGCAGUAUCUUAAUGGAUGGAGAAGGGUCGGUUCAGGGAUGCAGGUAUGGAGCGUGGAGAGGAGCUUAUACGAGCUUAGAGGGAGAGGCUUUAGCGAUUCUCGAAGGUUUGCGGCUUUGUGUGGAGAAAGAAGCGACAGACGUUGUGGUGGAGACGGAUAAUCAGGAACUGUACUGGAGUAUUACCAGAAAUGAAACAGACCUUUCCUACCUUGGAGAUACAAUUUGUGAGAUUCGGGCGUUGGUUGAUUCUUUGGAGCAUGUGGAAUUCAGCUGGACAAAACGUGAAGGAAAUGAAAUGGCAGACAAAUUAGCUUCUCAUGCCUUAUCUGGUUUUUAUCCUGUUCUUUCUCAUGAUGUUUUACCUUUUGAUGUAAACAAUGACUUCUUUCUUCUAAUUUUAUCUGCUGCUCUUGGUGAAAAUCGUAAUGGAGAAGGAGCUCAUUCUCUGACAAAGGUGAUUCCUCUGGCGAAUAAGAUUCCUCUGACAAAGGUGGUUCCUCUGAUGUAUCCAUUCUGCUGA
Salvia miltiorrhiza (redroot sage) is the source of this 1302-nucleotide messenger RNA. RefSeq lists its product as uncharacterized. Bases 1 to 1302 code for a protein of 433 amino acids. NCBI's taxonomy places the organism in Eukaryota, Viridiplantae, Streptophyta, Magnoliopsida, Lamiales, Lamiaceae. The transcript is spliced from 2 exons. Gene Ontology annotation, molecular function: RNA-DNA hybrid ribonuclease activity; nucleic acid binding. The record is from RefSeq and is a predicted model, not a curated record.